Messenger RNA from Rhizophagus irregularis DAOM 181602=DAOM 197198, 309 nucleotides. The record is from RefSeq and is a predicted model, not a curated record. NCBI's taxonomy places the organism in Eukaryota, Fungi, Glomeromycota, Glomeromycetes, Glomerales, Glomeraceae.
UAAGCAUUAAUCGACGUUCAUUUCUAUAUUUAUUUCAUAGUAAUUAUUCAUGCAAAAAAAAAAAAAUUUCUUUACAACUCUCAAAAUGAAGUUUAAUCAAUUUGUUUUAAUUGGUUUGAUAACACUUUUAUUGAUUACAUCGGUAUCUGCGCUUCCUUCUUGGUUGGAUUUUUAUAAGAAAGUUAAACAAGAACAUGAAAAUACAAAACGUGGGUAUCACAGUUUUUUUUUUCAUUACAAUAUAUCAGAUAUAUAUUCACGCUACAUAAUUCGAAAAUUGUUAUAGGACAAGAUUUUCCACAAAUCAAU